Messenger RNA from Saccostrea cuccullata (small rock oyster), 1742 nucleotides. Its product is annotated as monocarboxylate transporter 12-like. Gene Ontology annotation, molecular function: monocarboxylic acid transmembrane transporter activity. The coding region runs from base 139 to 1494 and encodes 451 amino acids. The record is from RefSeq and is a predicted model, not a curated record. Gene Ontology annotation, cellular component: membrane. Lineage: Eukaryota; Metazoa; Mollusca; Bivalvia; Ostreida; Ostreidae. The transcript has 6 exons. Gene Ontology annotation, biological process: transmembrane transport.
UGUACAUAACGAUGAAGUGUUUUUUUAGCAUAACUACACUGGAAUACAAGUAUGCAUGUACUGUGCAUAUCUAGAACUAACUUGAUAACAGCUGAUCGUGAUUUUUAACUAUGGCGAAACUCGACGUGGACCGUGGGUAUGCCUGGGUCAUUCUUGGAGCUAACUAUGGGUGUUAGACCGGUCAUUGACGGAGGAUAUGCCAGGGUAAUACUUGGAGCUUGCUUUUUCAUGUACAUGCUGUUACUGGGUUCUAUCAAGUCUUAUGGAAUCUUAUAUUCCGAGAUUCUGACGGUAACAAACAGUGGCGCCGGAAGUACAGCACUCAUCGGAAGUGCCGCAAGCUUCAUACAGUCAUUAACGGGUCCAUUCGCCAUUCUGCUGGCUACAAGGUAUUCUUUCCGUCUAGUAUGUUUCAGUGGGGGCGUGACCCUCUGUAUUGGUUACGUCAGCUGUGCCUUCACCAAUGAUGUUAUGUACUGGUAUAUUACCUACAGUUUAAUCACUGGGAUUGGCUGUGGUUUAACGUAUGUCCCUUGUUCUACUCUAAUCAACUAUUACUUCGAACACAACCGCGCACUUGCCAACGGCAUCGUCCUGUCUGCUAGUGGUGUGGGAGGAUUCCUCUUCCCGCAUAUAUACCGCAUACUUAUAGACCAGUACGCAAUCGGUGGUGCUAUGUUAGUCCUAGGUGGUAUAAUGUUGAAUGUUUGUGUGGCAGCUUCCUUUUUACGACAACCAUACGAAUUCAGCAAUGAUUCUUCGCGUGAUGUAAAGACAAAAGACCGGGAAAACGAAUAUGGUUCGUGCAAAGAAGUACUAUGCCGAAAGUUCUGUGCAUGUGACAGUAAUAUUAUGAAGGACCUAACAUUUCUGUCAAUCUCUAUGGCAUUUUGCCUGUCCGCUCUAAGCUAUUCGGCGUAUUUCUAUACUUUUCCAUCCUUUCUGGAAUCGGAACAUAUCGGAAAAGCAACCACAGUUUUUAUAUUUUCAUUAACAGGAGCGUGUGAAAUUUUUGCACGAGUGGCCAUGGGCUGGUUUACGGAUCUGAAGAUUAUUUCGCCAAGCCACGUCUACGGCUUAUGUAUGUGCAUCAGUGGCAUUUCAGCUUUUGUUGUGCCCCUGGUUCGACACAAAGUUCUGUACUAUGCUUAUGCUGUAGUAAUUGGAAUAUUCCCUGGUUCUUUUUAUGCACUGAUGUCCAUUAUUUUAUUAGAAACUGUUUCACUAAAAAAUCUUCCAUCAGCAUUUGCUGUAGUAACAAUAUUCAUAGCCGUGUUUUCCCUUCUCGGAUUGCCUUGCUUAGGUUGGGUUGAAGACUUGACAGGCAGUUGGGACAAUGUGUUUUAUAUCACAGGGGUCUUACAAUUACUAGCAGCCAUCAUAGCGUUCUUCGUAUCCCGAUGUUCCAAAUCCACUGACAGCCAAGACGAUGUAGAGAAAGAGGUGAAAGAACCAGCAAGUGAAAAACUGUUAGAAGCCGGUAUAAAACGAUAGAAAAUAUAGCAUUUUUCAUCUAUAAAUAAUUCGGUGGCAGCUGGUUCCAGAGAAUACUUACAGUGCUGACAGCUUCGCUGAGAUGUAGGAAUCCAAGGACUGGUAUAAGUGCUGGGUGGAUUAGAUAGAACUUUAACUAGAACCAAAUCUUAGUGCCACAUUUAACGAAGUGGACAACACCUUUUAUGAACUUUUUGACAGUAUCAUUAUUAUAUUACAGUGCUCUGUGAAUUCUUUACUUUUAAAUA